CGCACGUGUUAGUUUGGCCCCUUCCGCGAGCAGGACUUACGAAGUAAGCUAUGUCGUCGGUCGGAGCUGAAAGUGUGAGUCCCAAUUUUCACCCCAAGCCACCUGGUAGCUCGGGGUUUGUGGAGCGAGUGCUCGCCAUUCCUCUCGUCAGCUUUGUCGUCACCCUAUAUGGCAUCAUCAAGAGAAAGAGUCCCUUGCUUGACAGAGUUUUGAGUCGAGGCGAGCGAGUUUUCUUCAUUGUCAAGAGGCGCGUUUCAUCCUUGACUCGGGACUUGCCGUUCAAGUUGAGGUCGAAGAUAAUCGUGCCAAGGGUUGACACACUUUAUGCUGCAGCUGUAGUGAAAGUAACACAGACCUGGUCCACUGUAAUUGUGACGUCAAGAAAGAUGCUGCACCGUGGGAAGCGUCGUGUGAGAGGUUUUGUCCAGAGGAAGAUCGGUAUCGUGCUGUGUUCCCUGCCCGGUCAGGUGGUCAUGUGGUCAUUAGAUCGAGCUUGUGGAGUGAGUGAGGCAGUGCUGUUCUUGGUGAGACCAGACUUGAGGAAGAACAGACAGAUAGAGGCAAAGAGCGGACAGAAUGGAACUAGCACUGUCAUAAGCAAGCAUCACAUUGAGAAACUUGAGAGAGGCAAUGCCAAGGGCACAUUGUUCAGAAUACUUGUUGUCUUUACCAAACCACUUGAAUUUCUGGUUUAUAUAAUGCAAGGUGUCCAGUCGUACCUCCAUCACUUAGCAGAUACAACUGACCACUCAAAGAAGAAUGGCUGCCUGUCUCCGGAAAAGCAGACUGAAAUACAGUCUAGGAGAAAGGUGUCGCCACGUAAGAAGAUAAAAACUGGAUUAGUAAGCAAGUUUGAGAGGACUAUAAACUACUUUGGCCUGGCAGAACUGAUGCCUGGACUGAGGCGCAAGUUUCAUAUAGAUAUCAGCGGACACAGCAAAGGACAGUUGGUGACAAGUCCCAACAAGGCAGAGGAUGAGGAGAAGAAGCGCAAAUACGAAGACAUUCUGUCAGAGUCGGAAUCUGAUUCCGAGACUGAAGACCUCAACAACAUGGACCUUGACAAGUAUGUCAGUGAUGAGGACCCAGAUUUUAAGCCCAAUCAGAGUGGAAACAGCACAGACAGUGAGGAGUACCGAGAGGGGGAUACAGAGAGUGACAUUGAGUUCGAGACUACUCUUGGCGGCACCAUCCAGGUGAAAACCCGAACCAAGUCUCAGUCUUCUAAAAGCAGUGUCAAAGAUGGAGGCAAAGAAAACAAGCCCGACACCGCUAAAGGCGUCGACUCCUCUCGUGCCAAAGAACAGACUAAAGCCUCUCCGCUUAAAGCUGCACAAGUUUCUGUCCGAUCUCCCCCGAAAUCCACCAGCAAGCCCACAGCUCUCAAGUGCAGCACGCCCAAACACACCGCCGGUAAAGAAAACUCUGCUCCUCAAGAAUCCAAGCCUAAUGUGUCCUCAGGACCUAAAAAGGCCACAGACUCUAAAUCUGCACCCACUGAAGCUGGAGAUAAGAAGCCAGAUCAAAAGAAUAAUCAAGUGGCGAAUGGAGAUAAAAAAUCGGAAACCAAAACCCCCACAAAUGGUAGUAAAAAGGUCACCAACGGGGACAAGAAGUAAAAGGAGAAAGGUACUAACCCUGAUGACCCGACAGCCAAUGAUUGAUCAGAACUGCAACUUUAGAGAUGAGAUUGAUCGAAAUCGAGUUGCUCAAUCUCGUUUUCGCAGCCUCCAGGAGAAGUGUGCAUGUGCCUGUUGCCCUGUGAGCUGAGCAGGAAGUGCUAUGUCUACGUCUAUACCAACAGCUGCAUGAUCCAUGCAUCUGUACAUACAGGAAACCUUUCAUCUAAAUGUGACAUAAAACAAACUGUUAUGUAAGA
Haliotis rufescens (red abalone) is the source of this 1879-nucleotide messenger RNA. RefSeq lists its product as uncharacterized. Lineage: Eukaryota; Metazoa; Mollusca; Gastropoda; Lepetellida; Haliotidae. The record is from RefSeq and is a predicted model, not a curated record. The coding region runs from base 51 to 1619 and encodes 522 amino acids. The transcript is spliced from 12 exons.